Messenger RNA from Spea bombifrons (plains spadefoot toad), 344 nucleotides. It is a transcript of the gene MUSTN1, whose product is annotated as musculoskeletal, embryonic nuclear protein 1. Gene Ontology annotation, cellular component: nucleus. Gene Ontology annotation, biological process: tissue regeneration; chondrocyte proliferation; chondrocyte differentiation. NCBI's taxonomy places the organism in Eukaryota, Metazoa, Chordata, Amphibia, Anura, Pelobatidae. The transcript is spliced from 3 exons. The record is from RefSeq and is a predicted model, not a curated record. Bases 88 to 330 code for a protein of 80 amino acids.
CCUAUAUAGCCUCAGCUACUAGGCUGUGGAUGCAAACCUAUUAAGAAUCUCCCUGUGUGUCGACUGCUUGGACAGUUGAGUAAAGAGAUGUCCCAGCCUCAGAAUGCACCAAUUAAGAAGAAGAGGCCACCGGUGAAGGAAGAAGAUCUUAAAGGGGCAAAAACUAAGCUCAGCCACCAAACUCCUCUCCGGUCAAAGACGUAUCAGGUUAUGAAGGAGUGUGAACAAGCUGGGUCUGCGGCACCUUCUGUGUUCAGCCAGGUCCGGACAGGAGGGGAAACGGCCUUUGAGAAACCCAAGGAAGGCCCGGCAAAAAGUGUUUUUGGCUAAUUUGACACAAAGAA